Molecule: messenger RNA, 1296 nt
Organism: Acanthoscelides obtectus
Lineage: Eukaryota; Metazoa; Arthropoda; Insecta; Coleoptera; Chrysomelidae
Source: the annotation of a GenBank genome assembly
AUGGAACUCAACCGAGAAGAUUUUCGCGCCAUAAUUUGUUACAACUUUCAGAGACAAUUAUCGCAACAAGAAUGCCUUGCUGAGUUACUGUCUGUUUUCGGCAACGAAGCGCCACAUCAGUCGACAAUUUCCCGUUGGUAUGGAGAAUUCAAACGUGGGCGGGUGAGUCUUAGCGACGAAUCCAGGGUAGGUGCACCAAAAACGGCAGUCACCCAGGAAAACGUCGAUGCUGUACGGAAACUCAUCAUUGAAGAUAGACAUGUGACAUAUCGCAAGAUUGAGGCGUCAUUCAUGGUCGCGACAUUGCAAAGAACUGUUACUGCGGAUUGGUAUACCACCAUUUGUUUGCCAAAAGUCAUCACCGAACUUCGAAAAAUCGACCCCAAAAGAAGAAUCAUCCUCCACCAAGAUAAUGCAAGCUCGCACACAGCCCAAAUAACAAGGCAGUAUUUAAUGAAAGAAAACGUGGAAUUAUUGGACCAUCCUCCAUAUAGUCCCGAUCUAAGUCCUAACGAUUCCUUUAAUUUCCCGAAAAUUAAAAACAGACUGCGUGGUAAAAGGUUCCAGUCAUCAGAAGAAGCAGUUGACGCAUUCAAAAAUGCCGUUUUGGAUCAGCCAGCAAACGAAUGGAAUAAGUGCUUCGAAAAUUUUUUAGACAAUACAUUUAGUAACCUCAAUAUUAAAAAACGAAUCCUAUGGUGCAGACAACGGUCACUCUGGGAUCAGGAAUGGAACAGUAUUGUCUUUAGUGACGAGUCUCGAUUUUGUUUAGGCAUGCACGAUGGUCGUGCCAGAGUUAGAAGGCGACGUGGUGAAAGGAGAAAUCCACAGUUUUUUAUUGAAAGACAUGUUCAUCACACUGUUGGAGUUAUGGUUUGGGGUGCUAUAGCUUAUGGUUCCAGGUCACCUUUAAUCUUCAUCAGAGAUAACAUGAACGCGCAGCGUUAUAUCCACGAAGUUCUAGAACCCCAUCUUUUACCCUAUCUUGACACCCUGGCACAUCCAACUUUCCAACAAGAUAAUGCCCGACCACAUGUUGCAAGAGUCACAAUAGACUUCUUUCAACAUAAUGAUGUCACAUUGUUACUAUGGCCACCAAGAUCUCCCGACUUAUCCCUAAUUGAGCACGUAUUGCUCAAUUUGCAACGUCCUCCUCAGACUCUAGAAGCACUUCGAGAGGAGUUGGUGGUUGCCUGGAAUGAGAUACCACAGGAGGACAUUGACCACCUGAUCAGAAGCAUGCCUAGGCGCGUUGGAGAAUGUGUAGCACAUCAGGGUGCAUCCACACAUUAUUAA